Sinocyclocheilus anshuiensis is the source of this 4526-nucleotide messenger RNA. Its product is annotated as genetic suppressor element 1-like. Lineage: Eukaryota; Metazoa; Chordata; Actinopteri; Cypriniformes; Cyprinidae. The transcript is spliced from 17 exons. The annotation marks the transcript as partial. The record is from RefSeq and is a predicted model, not a curated record.
GUCUCUAGCGCCGCCUUCACUCACUCCACUGCGGCUCACUCGGCGCUCUCGACCGCUGCGCUGCCGCCGGAGCAACGCCAUGGAUUUACUCCAGCUCUAAAUGCGUGGGAAAUACGCUUUUCUUCAGUUUUAAGGUAUGAGCCAAAGUCUCCAUCAUUAGGCAUGAUUUCGGCAGCACCAUGCAGCAUGGCGACUGUAAGCCCCCUCGCUCCCUCUCCCAUCAGCGGAGCAGUGGUGGCCAACGGGAGCCCCGCGGCCCAGUCUGCACACUCGGGAUUCGCCGCCGCUCUCCGCAAGCUCGCCAAACAGGCCGAAGAGCCACGAGGUGACGUGAGUCUUGAGUCGUCUUAUGUUUCCUCUCCGGUGACCAAUCACAUUUCUCCUGUGAGUACACCUAAGCGGGUUGCCAUGGGUAUGAGCCUGGGCCCGCCCACGGGCUCCCCUCCUGUGGUCACCAUCGCCCCGACUAAAACCGUCAAUGGCUUCUGGAGGUCUGAGGGGCGCCAGGCUGAUGCAAGAUUAAGAGGGUCCGGUCAGGAGCGUUCGGCCCCCGAUCGGCCUUUACCAGGCCAGGAGAAGCCCUCCCUCUCUCUCCCAUCGUACCUGGGUUCAGCUCAUCCCUUCAGCGUGGCCCCGAGUGCUCUGGUGCAGGACCCACGUCUGCAGACCCACUUAUCCCGGCAGGUUCCUCAUAUGCUGCUCUCAGGAGCUCAGGACGAGUUUGUUCGUGAUGGCUUUCGCCCGUACACCUCCGCUGAUGAGCUGCGUGUGCCUUUAGGGCUCCCUCUAGGGCUCAGCCCAGGAACUGCAGCCGACGCUCUGGCAUACUUUCACUCAGGAUAUUUGCCUCACCCCUCGCUCGCUUCAUACAGGAUGGAGGACUAUUACAGUCUGUCUGCCCUGCGCUCGCAUUACUACCCGCAUCCAGAGGGGGCAACCCUGCCGGCCCUCCACCCGUCUGCUGUGCACCUGCCCAUGCCCGGUGUCUUUUACCCUCCUGACAUCACACACCAGUCGCUGUCAGCCCUGCACUCCGAGAGGCUGCAGAUGGAAGAGGAGCUUCGCCAGCAGCAGAGGGAGCGAAUGCGUGAAAUCGAACGAGAGCGGCAGUGGGAGCAGGAGGUGCAGAGAGAGAAAGACCGAGAGCGAGAGAAGCAACGAGAGCUGGAGAUGACAAAAGAGCGAGGCAGAGACAUCCAGGCGGUCAAGGCCGUGGAGAAACGCCACCUGAGCCACGAGCCGCCGGCCAACACACACUCGAUCUCUCAGCCUCAUCCGUACACACACCGGCAGCCCGCGAAGGAGCGAGGCAAGCUGGAGGAGAGACUCGCUGCUAACAGAGCCGACAAAACCAAAGAAACACCGCUGUUCACGCCUCAGUCCGGUCCAUACUCAUCCUCAGGAGGUCCUUCAUCCAUCUCAACCUCAGGCCCCGGCCUCUCUUCAAGCGUGCACUUUGGGAAGAGCAAGCGGCCCACGGUGUCUCCCAUGAUGCUCCAGCGGCAGGAGGAGGACAGAUGGCUCGGCAGACAGAGAGUGCUGAAGGUGGAGAGAGCGGACAGACACGGCCAGGAGUUUCAGCAGCAGGAACCAGCAGAUCAGAGAGAGAUUCACAGGUUUGGCGCGGGUGUCAGAGACAUACCUCCACCUCUGGGAGCUCCGCCGCCUCUCAUCACCCCCAAACCUCUUCCUCGGGACCAGCACCCCUCUCCUCCUGCACCCAGCAGCCUGUGGAACCCCGUCUCCUUCCUCCGCUCGCCCUCCGACCGCCCUCUGUCCCACAUCCACCCUUACUCAGGCCACAGCAGACCAAAGCCUCCAGAGGAGGACGUCAGGCGGGUCAGCGGCCUGAGCCAGCAGAGGCCCGCCUUCUCCCAGUCAGACAGCAGGCCACCCCAGGGGCCGGUUCUGGACAGGACAGACCCCAGGAUGGUGUACGACCAGGCUCUACAGCAGCACAGGAGACUCGUCAGCAAGCUUGACCUGGAGGAGAAGAAACGCAGGGAAGCCAGAGAGAAAGGUUAUUACUAUGAAUUAGACGACUCUUAUGAUGAGAGCGAUGAGGAGGAAGUUCGAGCUCAUCUGAGAAGAGUCACUCAGCAGCCUCCUCUCAAACUGGACGCGUCUACAGAGAAGACAGAGUUUCUGUGUUUGUUUGGACUGACGACGCUCUCUAAGCGCGAUGAGCUGCUGGAGAUGAAGAAGAGGAAGAGGAGGAUGAUGCUGCAGGAGCGAGUCCCUUCACCCUCAGUGGUGCCGAAUAAACGCAAGACUCCGUCUCCUCCUCAUCCUCCGCUCAGCACAUGCUUCACCCCGGAGGAGAUGGACCGCACGGAGGAACUGGACGACAAGAAACACUUCCUCAGCAUCUUCAGCCUCAGCCAUGUCAGUCAGGAAGAAAGACAAGAGAAUAAGAAGAUCGUGGACUUGCUGGAAGCCAUCAAACAAAAGACUGUUACUCUGGACACCCUCAGAAACGCCACAGAUACGCCCUGUUCCAGCCCGGCCGCUUCAGUGUCUGCUGUCCCGCAUCUCAAUCAGUCAGUCAGUAAUGUUCACCCUGAACCCCAAAAUCACUCGCACGAAAACCAUCACCCGCCUCUAGACCCGCCGCCACUGGCUCCUCUCCACGCUCAAGGCCAACCCAACCUGACGUCCCCGAGCAGACGAGGCCGGAGCCUGCAGGCCAGCGCUCUGCAGCCCCUCGCCCGACCCAAAGACCCGCCUCCGAAACUCCCCAUCUGGGAGCGAAUAAACUCUGAGGAGUUCGCACAGCACUUCCACCAGUCCGUGCUGCAGUCCACUCAAAUAUCCCAGCAGACACAGAAAGGUGGAGCGAGUGAGCAAUUUGAGCCUCCUGCGCUUCCCCCUCCAGGCCUCCAGAGGGCGGUAAACAGACUCCCGAAUGGACAGAGCAAUGGCCACUCCUGCCAUAUAUCAGCCCAACGCGAGUCUCCGGGCGUGAGGAAUGACUUCUCAGCCGAGGAGGGCGUCAGUUCGGAUGAAGACGAGGAAGAGGAGUCGUUCGGUCCCAGGUGGAGAGGGAUUGAAUCGAUAUUUGAGGCGUACGAGGAGUACAUGGAGGAGAAAAGUAUCGAGCAGCAGGUUCUCCAGAGCGAGUGUAUACGUCUGGAGACGCAGCAUUACAAUCUCACUCUCACAGCCGAACAGCUUUCUCAUAGCAUGAGGGACCUAUUGGCACAGAAGCACAACCUGGCACUGAAGAGAGAUCGUAUGCAGGCUGAACUGGAGCACAUCAAGGAAUGUUUGACAUUGCCAUUAUUACACUGGCACAGAGGACACUACAAGAGACCCUCACCGAGGUGACCUGAAGAUGGACGACAGCACGAGCCACAGAGAUCAACGCGGCCUCACAUCUACUGAACGUGUGAUGAUUUCAGCUUUGGCAUGAGGAAAAUACACAAGCUAUCAGUCAUUAUCUAGUGCAAUAUCUGACGCCUCACUGUGACCCACUGCUCUGCAAGUCCAACCACUAGAUACAACAAAAUAGGCAUUCAACAGCCAUCGAAAUAUCCAUUACUUGACGUACAGACUAAAUCUGACAGGACGUGUGCCAAGAGGUGCAGAAACCCAAGCCAGAGCUGGAUAUGAUCUCUCAUAUAUUUGGUGCAAAACUCUUCUACUGGAUGAUGAGCUGAUGUGGAAUUGAGUUUAAAUGUUUUCAUAUUUAUACAGUUUUUAAAGGAAUAUGAUUGUGUCAGAUACUGUCAAAUCACAUUUUUGUAUGUUUUUAUUCUUAAUGAUUCAUUAUAAAAAGGGACUGUAAUUUGAAAUAUAAAUAUUUUAAUGCUUUUUGCAGGGGAAAAAAUGUGUCGAUGAGGUACUGCUGGUCAGAAAUGUUGGUGAAGGAAAAAAUUAAGUGGGUUGAAUUGAGUUUUCAUUUCAAAAUCUCUUCAAAGGCUUUAGUUUAUUAAUUGUAGUUGUCAGAAAGUCGUGAAAGUGUUUGUCUAGGACAGUGUUUCUAUAUGUUUUGUUAUUCUCUCUUCGUCUCCCACCAAACCAAAAUUUCAAUGCCAUAUAUAUUAUCCACCAGUACAUGGCUAUUUGAAAAUAGACACUAAAAUAAACCGAUCCAGUGUGGGAAUCACUUUAUAAUAACUUUUAUUAAUGACAAAUGGCAUAUAAUAGUUAACAGACCAGCAGUUCAAUACCCAAUGUAGGAAGUGCAAUAUUGAAAUAAUGGCAAUUAUGAAAUAACAAUACAAUAAUCAACUGCAUAUUAUGUUUAAUUUAUAAGCUGAAUUGAUUUCUGAAUCACUUUACUUCUAAGAUGAUUAUGAAAUGCCACUAAUGGGCCUUAUGAAUUAACAUUCUGUUAAACAUUAUAUGCUUAUUUAAUACUGUCUGUUAUGGACUUAUUAUAGUCAUGAAAGUAAUUAUAAAGGAUUACCCAAAUGUUUUUAUGUAUAACUUGGCCAAUGUGAUUGAAUUUUCAGCCUAGCUGUCAUGAGAAGAGUCAUUUUAUAUAGAAAUUAGUGCCACACUGUUUUGUACAGCAGCAGCAA